AUGGUGCGCAUCAAGAGAGAGCCGCGUUCGGGCAACAACCCGCAUAUGACUCCGUCGAUGGGGACACCUCAGCGACCCAUAACCAUCGAUGAAGGUCCUGUCGAUUUUGGAGCGGCGCCUGCAAUGACAGGUGAACCCAGCAUGGUACUCGAGUCUCUCAGAGAAAGAAUGGCGCGGGUUGAGCGAGGGCAGGGACUCGGAGGUGGGAAGCGAGAAGCUGGGACGAAGGUGAAGAGUGAGGACAUGGAGACAGGCCCGAGGCCUAUGACAUCUGGACUUUUUGGGAAGGGUGCCGCUAAAGGAUACGGAAAAGAAGUCAAACACGAGACUGACUCCAUGGAAGUCGACAACACGGUUCAUGACCUUGGAGUUCCUUACCCGACUGGUCCGCUGUUCUACGGUACUACGGCGGCGACGGCAGCUACAGAAAAAGCCGCUAGAAGAAAAGCGAAAAUAGAUCAGCGGAAGAAAACGCGUGACGCGAAACUACGCCGGUGGUCCGACGCUGAAAGGACCCGAGAGAUCAUCAUGAGCCGACUAUCCGAUCCUGAGCGCACUGUCUUUGAUCUGGCAUUGGGGGAGACAAUACAGUCGCUAGAGGCAGCCGACCAGAGAGGAAAGAAGCAACGUAAGAAAGAGAUGUCCAGGCUGUACCGGGCUUUGGAGAUUGUCAGAGACUUGCCUCUCUUUCGCGAGAUUUGGAACACAGACGUGGACCGAAGCUUGCCAAAAGCUAACAAAGAUCUCUCACGCGCGAGACGUCCGGCCAAAAAGCAGGCUUUGCCCCGCCUAGGACGGCUGGGAUCUGAAGCUGUCGAAAGGAAACCAUUGGACGAUGAUGCAUCAUCCACCCUGGCUGAAGCCGCAAGUGGUCUCGCGAUCGACAAUGAUGAUGACGAUGACGAUGACAUGACUCCCGAAAUGCCAGUUUCCAGCCAUCCUGCACCCAGGACGUUUGGGAGGAUGCCGUCGACGGAGUCACAAGUUCUGGUCAAGAAUGAGCUUUCCAUGGACGUUGCUAUCACUACUGGAAAUCCGAAACAGUUUCAUCAGAAACAUGCCUCGAUCUGGGAGCACCACGAGAGUGCAAUGCGACGUCACUUCCAAAGCAAAGGGUUCCUCCAAGCUGUCUAUAGCACCAAACUCGCGAUCCAAAAGAAAGGGUUCCAAGUUCAGGCGGCGAAUGAAAUACAGGUGGAAGAAGCGCGACGGAUCACUGAGAAGCACCUCGAUGGUGACACACGAACCUGUAUUACUGACUUUGGCGGUACUGCCUUUGAUACAGAGGAGUUUCCUACGGAUAGACUAUGGGAGCUAUCAUCAACAAAGCUCUGGCACUACUACCAAGACGGAGACAGCUGGGACCAGCUUGGCUGGAUUCCUGGAGGAUACCUUCGCAUCCGUCAGUUGCGCGCCCCUCGCAAAAAAGAGAACACAUUCCAAGCUGAAGUCGUUGUUGAGUUUGGCGCCAGCACCUUCACUGCACCCCAAGUCACCAUGCCACUCUUCACGAACAGCGAGUCUCUGGAAUUUUUGGCUCAACAUUGCGACCAUUACAGAAAGCAAGAAGCUGUGGUCAGGUUGAGAUUCUUCCAAGGUGGUCAUGUCCAGGUCGUAUUUCCGGCUGCUCACUUGAUCAAGAUGGAUAAUGGAUGUGAUCCUCGUCGCGCUCACGGGCAGCUCGUUGAGUUCGCGGGAGUAUUCAUGGGCAAGGCGGACUGA
Parastagonospora nodorum SN15 is the source of this 1722-nucleotide messenger RNA. RefSeq lists its product as hypothetical. The transcript has a single exon. The coding region runs from base 1 to 1722 and encodes 573 amino acids. Lineage: Eukaryota; Fungi; Ascomycota; Dothideomycetes; Pleosporales; Phaeosphaeriaceae. The record is from RefSeq and is a predicted model, not a curated record.